AUGUCUUUCGAGGACGUGAUAACCAGGGGAGAAGAUUUCCUUCGAGGUGCACCACGAGACUCCCAUCUCUGGAACGCAGCAUCACAUGCAACGUGCUUCGCCAUGAUCGUGGGGUCCAAGUUUUUCUUGAACCUUCUCUACAAGCCAGAACUCCAUCACAUCGACAAGCUCGACGCCGCGUUGGUCAGAGCCAGAUCUGAAAACAGAGGUCUUUUGACGGUAAUGAACCACAUGUCGGUGGUUGACGACCCUACCUUCUACGCCGCCUUGCCCUGGCGGUUCCAUUUCGACGUUGACACCAUCCGCUGGUCUUUUGGAGCCCAUAACAUCUGUUUUUCCAACAGUGCCCUCUCACUCUUUUUCAAUUUGGGUAAGGUAUUGGGCACCAAGAGGUUUGGAUAUGGGCAGUUCCAAGGCUCGGUAGACGCCGCCAUCCGGAUCCUCUCGCCGGACGAUACGCUUGACUUGGAGUUUGCACCCGACUUUAACAAGAAACCCAAGUCGGUGGUGCUUCAAGAGGUGAACAACGGUCCCAUUGCCAAGACGGCCCAACCGGCACCUUUAAUGUCACGACUGCCAUUCAUACGAACCAAGACUUCGUGGUUCCACGUUUUCCCUGAAGGGUUCGUGUUGCAGUUGGAGCCUCCACACAACAACUCGAUGAGGUACUUCAAAUGGGGUGUUUCUCGUCUUUUACUCGAGAGCACCAGGGCGCCAGUUGUAUUACCAAUUUUCAGCUACGGGUUCGAGAAGAUUGCUCCGGAGAACACGGCCGAGGAGGGUAUCAAGCGGUACUUGCCCAGCAAUAUUGGUGCUGAGGUGCACAUCUGGUUUGGCGAUGAGGUAGAGGAUGCAAAAAUAGAGACCUACAGAAGCCGCUGGCGGGGCUUGUGUGCCAAGUACUUCAACCCUAAACAUCCCAACGACUUGUCGGAGGAGCUUCGUACUGGCAAGAAGGCCCAGCAGCUCCGGUCAGAGGUGGCUGCGAUGUUACGAGAAGCGGUUCUCAACGUGCGAAACAGCACAGGCCAUUUCAACCCCGAGGACCCUCGGUUCAAGGACCCAUCGUUCUGGAAGGAGUACACCCGAACAGAGGGAGCGUCGGCGCCGGAUGUGAAGUUUAUUGGUAAGAACUGGGCCAUCAGACGUCUUCAGUCUCAUCUUCCUGAGUACGACCAUUCUGAUGAGUGA
Yamadazyma tenuis ATCC 10573 is the source of this 1191-nucleotide messenger RNA. RefSeq names its product lysophosphatidylcholine acyltransferase (gene TAZ1). Gene Ontology annotation, molecular function: protein binding; 1-acylglycerophosphocholine O-acyltransferase activity. Lineage: Eukaryota; Fungi; Ascomycota; Pichiomycetes; Serinales; Debaryomycetaceae. The record is from RefSeq and is a predicted model, not a curated record. Gene Ontology annotation, cellular component: mitochondrial membrane. Gene Ontology annotation, biological process: inner mitochondrial membrane organization; cardiolipin acyl-chain remodeling.